This is a messenger RNA of Camellia sinensis, 2006 nucleotides long. RefSeq lists its product as uncharacterized. NCBI's taxonomy places the organism in Eukaryota, Viridiplantae, Streptophyta, Magnoliopsida, Ericales, Theaceae. The record is from RefSeq and is a predicted model, not a curated record. Gene Ontology annotation, cellular component: cytoplasm.
AAAAAAAAGACAAAAUAAUAAUAAUAAAAAAAAAAAUCUAAAGUCCUGACUCCGCCGGAGUCUUUCAGUCUUGGCCAUCGCCUCCUCGAGAAAAAUACUUGCGUCUCUCAGAGCCGAUGGUUCUCUAAACAAGAAAUUUCAGGAAUCUGUACAUAUUUCUUGUCCUUCAUGGAACUCAUGAACAUGCGGUGAGCUCUCUCUCUCUCUCUCUCUCUCUCUCGAUCGAUCGAUGAUCGAUCGAUUAUAGUUUAUGUUUGAAAUUCUGACGAGUAGUGACCUUUCUGCGAGUUCUACCUUCAAAUAUGUGCUCCCUUUUUUGUUCCGUGUCAUAAGAUUUCCGUGCACGGUGAUGGUUUGAUUCAAUUUCUGAUGUAAAUUGUCAAUUGGGUUUGUCCUAUAUUGAAUCUGAAAAGAUUAACACAACUGAAUGGCCCCAUAACUCUCAUUCUCUCUGUAGUUGUGUUUGAUUUUUCAUCUGAAUCGGUAAUUGAAGGUCCCAUUGGUUUCUCUUCUCUUAGUUUCCAACUGGGUAUGCUUGAUUUUUCAAAUUGAAUCUGAUUUUUGUGAUCCCAUUGAUUCUUCUAUCUGAAUUCCCUAACUGGGUGUGCCUGAAUGUACCGUUCGAAUCAGAUUUCAUGAUCCCACUGAUUAGUCUAUGUAAAUUUCCAUCUGGGUAUGUUUGAUUACUCUCCGUUUCCCUAUCCAUUGACUGGACUCAUUCUAUCAUGAAAAGUUAUUCUUUUGGGUCUGGAAAUCCCAAGGCCUUUCAUGCUUACCCAAGUGGUGACUUUGAUUUAGAAUCCGGUACCAUCAAACGAGCCAGAAAGCCCAAAAAUUCACUAUUUCAUCCCGUCAAAAUGCUUAAAUCUAUUGGAAAUCGUUUUAAGUACUACUACAAGUUGCACCCAAUGUUGGUUUUCUUCAUUUUCUUGUCAUUUGGGCUCACAGUCAUCGUAAUUUUCUCUCAUUAUGAGAGCCAGUUUCAGGGGGUGAGUUAUUCUAGGAAAUUUAAUAGGGUUUCGGAUACGUAUCCAUUUGCGAAGCUUCGGAAUCUUGUAAUGGUUGCUGGGCAUUCAAUUUAUACAAGUAGUAGUUGUGACAAGGUUGAUAAGGAGGAUUCUUGGUUUUUGGAGUCCUAUCAAAAGCAUCCAGGCCAGGCAGCAACUUUUUUGACACACAUACAGGAGGGAGUAGAAAUUGCCACCAAAGAUAGUGAGGCCUUGCUCUUGUUCAGUGGUGGCGAGACUCGGAAAGAUGCGGGGCCUAGGAGUGAAGCACAGAGCUACUGGACUGUUGCUGAAUCAAAGGGAUGGUUUGGCAAUCAAGAAAAUGUGAGAUGGAGGGCACUCACAGAAGAACAUGCGAGGGACAGUUUUGAGAAUCUUCUCUUUAGUGUUUGUCGGUUCCGCGAACUUACCGGCACAUAUCCACUUAAUAUAACUGUCGUAAGUUACGAUUUCAAGGAGGAGAGGUUUGCACAGCUGCAUCGCUCUGCAAUUCGGUUUCCAGAGGCGAGGUUCUUAUACUCGGGCACCCCAGCUUCUCCAACUUCAAGGGAAGCUGCUUUGAAAGGUGAAGCACUCGUGAGGACUCAAUUUCAACAGGACCCCUAUGGCUGCUUAACUUCACUGAGCCACAAGAAAUUAGGGCGUGAUCCUUUUCACCGAUCAAUCCCUUAUCCUAAUGGCUGUCCUGAAAUUGAAGGCCUGUUCAGAUAUUGCAGUGCAACUCCAUAUCCAGGUUCCCUCCCUUGGGCUUAGCCUCGUUUUUUUUUUUUUUUUAUUAUUUUGAUUUAUGAUAGUAUUAGAACUUCUAAACCAAUAUCAAAUAGAUGUUUUACCCAACAACAAUGCAAAUUCAACUUCCCUUAAAUCAUGUUAUAGCUAGACAGAAGAUGGGACUUGUUUUGUUUUUUCCUUUCUGCUUAUACAAGGAUUGUGUAGAAUCAUUCACAAAGUUAUUUCUCUCUUGAUCAAAAAUCAAAAAUCAAUAAUUAUGUUGGUGUA